AUGUUCGACGCGGACGAGCGUCGGGCGCUCGUCCUGAGCGUCUUAGCGGGGGCGACGACCACGCUCGGCGGCGUCGUCGCCGUGUACAAGAAACCGGACGCGCGAGCGUUGGCCUUCUUACUCGGCGUCGCGAUCGGGGUGAUGACCACGCUGUCGUUCGUGGAGCUGUACGUGAAGAACGUGAUCGAACACGGGAUCUUGAGCGUCACGGGGGCCACCAUGGGGGGGGCGGGACUGUACGCGUGCGCGGCGCCGCUCCUGCCCAAUACCGAGCAGCGCGCUGGGACGACGAGCAACGGGUCGUCACCGAGCGAGCGAACGGCGAUGAACGCGAUGGAAAAGAGCGAUGACAAGAAAGAUACGGGGGGGAUCGGAGGCGUGAGCAAGGUGCGACUGCUCAGGCUCGGGAUUCUCAUGGCGUUCGCGAUGACGCUUCACAAUCUUCCCGAGGGGUUCGCCGUGGCGUGCGCGUCCUUCACAAAGAUCGGACCGACGAUGGCGUUCGCGAUCGGUAUGCACAACGUGCCAGAAGGUAUCAUCAUCGCCGCACCGGUGUACGCGGCGACUGGAAGUCGAACUCGUGCGAUACUUCUCGCGACUGCGAGCGGUUUGUCGGAACCAAUCGGAGCGCUCGUGGCGUUAAAGUUUAUGAAGCCUUAUUUGACCCCUGCGCGACUGGAACACCUGCUGGCGGCGACCGGUGGCAUCAUGAUAGCGGUGAGCGUUCUUGAACUGUGGCCCGAGGCGAAGAAGUGCGCCAAUAACGAUAGCAUGUACCGAGGAAUACUCAUAGGAAGCGGGCUGAUGCUUCUGACGCUAUAUCUAGGAGCUUGA
This is a messenger RNA of Ostreococcus tauri, 834 nucleotides long. Its product is annotated as Zinc/iron permease. Gene Ontology annotation, cellular component: membrane. Gene Ontology annotation, biological process: zinc ion transmembrane transport. Gene Ontology annotation, molecular function: zinc ion transmembrane transporter activity. NCBI's taxonomy places the organism in Eukaryota, Viridiplantae, Chlorophyta, Mamiellophyceae, Mamiellales, Bathycoccaceae. The transcript has a single exon. The record is from RefSeq and is a predicted model, not a curated record. The coding region runs from base 1 to 834 and encodes 277 amino acids.